Cheilinus undulatus (humphead wrasse) is the source of this 572-nucleotide messenger RNA. RefSeq names its product mitochondrial ribosomal protein S6 (gene mrps6). Gene Ontology annotation, biological process: translation. Gene Ontology annotation, molecular function: structural constituent of ribosome; small ribosomal subunit rRNA binding. Gene Ontology annotation, cellular component: ribosome; mitochondrial small ribosomal subunit. Lineage: Eukaryota; Metazoa; Chordata; Actinopteri; Labriformes; Labridae. The record is from RefSeq and is a predicted model, not a curated record. Bases 119 to 451 code for a protein of 110 amino acids. The transcript is spliced from 2 exons.
AAGAGGGACUUCGUUUCCUGUCCCUCGUGUGAUCCGUCCGUGAGCACGGUUCUGGCAAUGACAUUACUAUAGUCCAGCCGAAUUUAAAGUGUGAAUCGAGGAUUUUAUCGCCGCAGCGAUGCCUCGUUACGAACUUGCCCUGAUCCUGAAGCAGAUGCAGCGGCCGGAGACAGCGGCUGCUGUCCGGCGGGCUGUGGAGUCGUUGAUGGAGCGGGGAGCGGUGGUGAGGGACCUGGAGAACCUUGGGGAGAGAAUCCUGCCCUACAAGAUAUCCAAACACAACCAGAAACACGUUAGAGGGGCAUACUUUCUGAUCGAUUUCUACGCAUCCCCCGGAAUCAUCUCUGGUUUAGUAGAUCACCUGCACCGGGACGUGGACGUGGUGAGGCCCACGGUGCUGAAGAAGGACGCCCCGGUCUCUGGAAGUAACUGCUGUGGGCCCCAACAGUAACCCAAUGCUUCACAGCUCAUAACCAGGAGAUCAUCAGCGUGACGCUUCCCUCCUCGACCUGUAUCAUAGUUUCUGAUCUGCAUUUGGAUGUCGUGUUGUAAUAAAAUACUUCUUUUUUCUA